ACCAGCCCAUUGAUUCAUUCUAAACAGGGCAGUGCCCAGAAAUGAAAACGUUUUAAAAAUUUCACAGACUCUCCAUUCAAGAAGCUUUCGUCUUUGAACAUAAAGGGGAAAGUUGUACAUGCCUGGCAAAGGAAAAGACAAAAACUGGCACUUCUUUUUUUAACUUUAGAGGUUGAUGAAUCUUCACUGAUUACUCUGGAGAUUUGCUCCACUCUCACCAGGAAACCUGCCUUGUUUUGCCAGGCCAAUGAGGGCCCAGAAUAUGGAUUUUCAGCCCAGAGCUUACUAACUAAUGUUGGGAUGAAAUAAGCCCAUCAGUUUCUUUUAAUAAUAGUUUCUCCAACUGAAAAAUGGAGAGAAUUUUGACUGUAAUAUCUGAAUUGAAAAAAAUCAUUUAAAAAACCCUAAUUAUAGCUAUGACACCAAAAAUACAGUCCACAAAAGAAAAAACAGAUAAAUUGGAUUUCAUCGAAAUUAAAAACUUUUGUUCAUCAAAGACACUAUCAACAGAGUGAAAAGGAAAUCCACAGAAUGGGAGAAAAUAUUAGGAAACCAUAGAUCUGAUAAGGGUUUAAUAUCCAGAGUAUGUGUAGAACUGUGACAAGUCGACAAGAAAACAAAAACCCAAUUCAGAAAUGGGCAGAGAACUCAAACAGACAUUUCUCCAAAGAUGAUAUACAAAUGGCCAAUGAGCAUACGAAAAGAUGCUCAACAUCACUAAUCAUUAGGGAAAUGCAAGUCAGAACUGCAAGGAGAUACCACUCAACACUCACUAGGAUGACUAUUAUAAACAAUUUUUUAAGAGACAGAAAAUAACAUGUGUUGGCAAAGAUGUGGGGAAAUUAGAACCCUCGUGCAUUAGUGGUAGGAAUGCAAAAUGGUGCAGCCACUGUGGAAAACAGUAUGGUGGUUUCCCAAAAAUUUAAACAGAGAAUUAUGAUAUGAUCCAGCAAUACUACUUCUGGAUAGAUGCCCAAAAUGGUUGAAAGCAGAGACUAGACUAGAUAUUUGUACACUCAUGUCCAUAGCAGCAUUAUUCACAAGAGCCAAAAUGUGGACGCAACUAAAGUGUCCAUCAGUAGAUGAAUGGAUAAAAUUAAUGUGGCACAUACUAACAAUGGAAUAUUAUUCAGCCUUAAAAAGGAAGGAAAUUCUGACACCUGCUACAACAUGGAUGAGCCUUGAGGAUAAGCAUUAAGCUAAGUGAAAUAAGCCAGUCACAAAAGGACAAAUACUGUAUCAUGCAUCCUAGAGUAGUCGAAUUGGUAGAGACAGAAAGGAGAAUGGUGGUUUCCAGGAGGAGCUGGCUGAGAGAGAAAGGCCGGGGAAUGACCGCUGGACAUCGGGCGGCUGGUGAUGGAUUAGACUGUUUUCUCUCCGUUGUUCUCGAAGGUGGGUGAGGUCCUCGUCUGAGUCUUCAUGUAACGGCAGAAACAUGAAGCCGCCACUCUUGGUGUUUAUUGUGUAUCUGCUGUGGUUGAAAGGUUGUCACUGUGCACCUACUUGGAAGGACAGAAGUGCCACCCGUGAAAACCUGAAGGGCUUUUCCGAGGCUGGGGAGAUAGAUGUAGACGAAGAGGUGAAGAAGGCUUUGAUUGGCAUGAAGCAGAUGAGAAUCCUGAUGGAAAGAAGAGGGGAGGAACAUUCCAACCUCAUGAGAACCCUGAAGAAAUGCAGAGAAGAGAAGCAGGAAGCCCUGAAACUUAUGAAUGAAGUUCAAGAGCAUCUGGAAGAGGAAGAAAGGCUAUGCCAGGUGUCUUUGACAGAUUCCUGGGAUGAAUGCAAAUCUUGCCUGGAAAGUAACUGCAUGAGAUUUUAUACAACCUGCCAAAACAGUUGGUCCUCUAUGAAAAACACGAUUGAACAGUUUCUCUGGAAGAUAUAUCAGUUUCUGUUUCCUUUCAAUGAAGAUAAUGAAAAAGAUCUCCCGGUCAGUGAGCAGUUCAUUGAGGAAGAUGCACAACUGAUCCAGAUAGAGAAUGUGUUCAGCCAGCUGACUGUGGCUGUGAGAUUUCUCUAUAACAGGAGUUUUCAUGUCUUCAAACAGAUGCAGCAAGAAUUCGACCAGGCUUUUCAAUCCUAUUUCAUGUCAGAUACAGACUUAAUUGAGCCUUACUUUUUUCCAGCCUUAGCCAAAGAGCCAACGAGAAAAGCACAUGUUGGGCCACAUUGGGACAUUCCUAGCUUUUUCCAGCGGUUUUGUAAUUUCAGUCUAUCUGUUUAUCGGAGCGUCAGUGCAACAGUUACUGAGAUGCUGAAUGCAAUAGAGGAUUUAUCAAAACAAGACAAAGACUCUGACCACGGCCGCCAGAGUUCGAAAAUGUUGCCUGUGCGGGGCAGGGGACUGUGUGGAGAACCUAACCAGAAUUCAUCAGAAUGUCUCCAAUUUCACACAAGAUGCCAAAAAUGUCAGGAUUACCUCUGGGAAGACUGUCCUGAUGUACCUGAACUACACACGAAAGUAGAUGAGGCCCUCGAGUUGGUCAACGUCUCCAAUCAGCAAUACAACCAGGUUCUCCAGAUGACCCAGCAUCACUUGGAGGACACGGCAUAUUUGAUGGAGAAGAUGAGACAGCAGUUUGGCUGGGUGACGGAACUGGCGAACCUGACCCCAGCACCUGGGAACAUCUUCAACUCCACAAAGGAAGUUCCAGGUGUUCAUGAAGGAAAUUUUUCCAAACAAGAUGAAACAGUGAUAGACUUAAGCAUUCUGCCUUCCCCUAAUUUCACACUCACCAUCCCUCUUGAAGAAAAUGCUGAAAGUUCUAACUUCAUUAGCUACAUGCUGGCGAAAGCUGUACAGCAUUUUAAGGAACAUUUUAAAAGCUGGUAAGCAGAUGCCUGAUUAGGAAUGCCUGUUGAUAGGAAAACAUGAUUCAUAAAAGGAAAAAAACCCAACAAAACUAGUUUAAAAAUACCUGGA
Messenger RNA from Camelus dromedarius (Arabian camel), 2923 nucleotides. It is a transcript of the gene CLUL1, whose product is annotated as clusterin like 1. NCBI's taxonomy places the organism in Eukaryota, Metazoa, Chordata, Mammalia, Artiodactyla, Camelidae. The transcript is spliced from 9 exons. Gene Ontology annotation, molecular function: misfolded protein binding. Gene Ontology annotation, cellular component: nucleus. The record is from RefSeq and is a predicted model, not a curated record. Bases 1436 to 2833 code for a protein of 465 amino acids.